AAAUUUGUGCACAACAUUUGAGAGAAAUAAGCUUUUUGUGCAAAUCUUUUAUUUCAGCUCAUGAAACCUGGGACCAACACUUUACAUGUUGCGUUAAAAAAUGUGUUCAGUGUAUGUAUGGUAGGCAAAGCAAAGACUUCAACAAUACACAGAAUCUAAGAAAACCGUCUACUUCUUAUACUAAGAAAACAUAAUUGAAGUAUAUAGAUCUAUUUUGACCUCAGUGUUCAGUAAGGGUGUGUGGCACAAGCCCAAGUCAUUUCGCUAUGUUCAGAUAUGUCUAGUGCUGAUGGUGUUGUGGUUCUGUGAGUGUGUUAAUGAUGGUCUGUGUCUAAAUUGUUGAGGGAUCAGACCUGAUGCAUUACACUCAGUUUCAUCACUCCAACCAGCUCAUAACAGACAGGCUGAUACAAUUGUGUUGCAUUGUACUGUAUACCCUCACAGACAAUAAACUGAGCCCUUUGUGUAAUGUCUCCACUGGAGUAUCAUUUAGACAAUGUAAAAAAAAGGCACAAUGAAGACUGCUGUUAUGUCAAGACAGUGGAUUUGAUCAAAUACCUUUAUUUGAUAUCUAAAUGGAUCAUUAUGGCUUAUAUAAAAAUAUGGCUCAUAAAAGUAGGCUAUAGUAUGCCCAUUUGCCAUGAGUAGCCUACCUGUAUUUUCUACUCAGAGGAACGAUGAGCAGGUUCAGCAGCCAAUCUGAAAGCAGUUUUGUGUCCCAGUCAAAAUAAAGACAUCCAAUCACAUUGCUGUAGAGGGCGGGACUUCGUUAGCUUACUGCAUUUCCCAGGUGAGCGAGGUCAUUCAACACAACAUGAACAAAGGUAAUGUUAAAACUUUAAAAUACGGUUAAAACAAUAGCUUGUUUCUCCUAGAAUAUCUAUAUGCAGUCCAAUUUUCCUUGCGAAUUAAUGUUUCACCUUCCAGUAACUUAGUAGUCAGUCAUUGUUGUCUUCAUACCCGUUGGUGCAAUGGUGCUGUAAUGUGAAUAUCUGCACAUUAUCAAGGCUUUAGUUUUUAUAAAUGUAUUUAUUAGCCGUACCAUUCAGUUUGUCGGAGCGGUUUAUUUAUUUAAUUUAUGUAUUUUAAUUAGACUAUAUAGAAAUGGCAAGACAUGCCACGGUAGGCUAUUGUACAGCUCCCAGGCUGUUGCUGUUGUUGACGAACUACGCAGAUAAGGUACGCAUUAGUUCUAAUAAAAAAUAUAAUAAUAAGGAAAGUGUGCUUUAAAGCCGGCCUACUUUACAUGCCAGUAGUUUGGAUGCUUUACUAACAUAAUGUUGGCAACAGUGCAUUCUAUUUAGGCAAAGUUAGUUCAACGUCGCUGUCCAAGGUCCUGACAAGCCUUACUAGGCGCAUGGGGGAAAUCCUCCUUCAUGACGACACCGGGCUUAUCACGCAUUGGGUUAAGUUUAGUCCAAGGUAUCCAUGGCAUCGAAAGCAUGUGACAUCGUGUCUGUAAUUGGGUCAGGCAGGUUGAUGAAAGUAAGCUCAAGAAACUGUUAUCAAAAAGAACUCAGCCGUUCAUCAUUGCCCAAAGUGCUAUGAUUGAGGAAAUUGCAGCAUGUUUGGAAAUAAUUGAGUGACAUGUAUCCUUAUCAGUUUGCACAUAACAUUUGGUUGGUUAUUCAAUUGGAUGAGGUAUCUGACCCUGCAUGAUAUCUGACUUACUGCAUGCACUGGACAGGUCUGUGUUUCUCAUGGUGUUAGGUGGGGGAGUGAGAUUCACCAUGGCCAGGAAUGGACCAGAGUGUGAGUCCAGGGAGGCAGAGGGUCUGCCAACAUGUCACAAACCACCCAUCUGCACUGGCUUCUCCAUCCAGCGCUGAGCCCCUGAAGGAGUGUGUGAAAGAGGACCCCGCUCCUGGCCAUGGCUCACUCGUCAAACCCCUCCCGCAGGGACGCAACCCCCGGGUCAGGCACGGCUACGCGCCACCUCCUUCGGAAGCAGCAGCAGCGCCGUGGAAUCCGAUCCUCCUCCCCCAUGGGCCGGGUCAUCCUCAUCAACUCUCCUGUGGACGGUGGAGAUGACAGUGAGGACAUCCAUACGGUCACAGUGGAUAAGAGUGUGGACGGCAGGCUGGGCUUCAGCGUGCGUGGAGGCUCAGAGCACGGCCUCAGCAUCUUUGUCAGCAAGGUAGAGGACAACAGCUCCGCAGAGCAGGCAGGCCUGUGUGUGGGGGACAAGCUGGUGGAGGUGAAUGGGGUGAGCCUGGAGAGCAUCACUAUGGGCAGUGCAGUUAAAGUCCUGACAGGGAACAACAGACUGAGGAUGGUGGUGAGACGCGUGGGCAAAGUACCCGGCAUCCGCUACUCCAAGGAGAAGACAACCUGGGUGGAUCUGAUUCAACGUAGGAUGGUGGUGGAGGAGAGUGGGCGUACGCCCUCCGCCUCGGUGGCCAGCUCAGAUGGGGCACUGCGGAGGAUCGUCCACCUCUACACCACCUCAGACGACUACUGCCUGGGCUUCAACAUCCGAGGGGGCAAGGAGUUCGGCCUGGGCAUCUACGUCUCCAAACUGGAUCCUGGAGGUCUGGGUGAACAGAACGGCAUUAAGAUGGGCGACCAGAUCCUUGCGGCCAACGGUGUAAGCUUUGAGGACAUCAGCCACAGCAGUGCUGUGGAGGUGCUGAAGAGCCACACACACAUCAUGCUGACCAUCAAGGAAGUGGGACGAUACCCUGCCUAUAAGGAGAUGGUGGCAGAAUACAGGUGGCUUAACAAGUUGGCCAGUGGCAAUGAGACUCGGCAGUCUUCCUCCCAGGGCUCAGACUCCAACUCCUCUGCCUCAUCCUUGUCCUCUGGGACUCCUAUCUCCUCUCUGAGCGGACUGUCUCAGGUCAUGUUCCCCCCCAGCCUGCCCUUCGGCAUGGACAUGGUGGACGUCUGUAUCUCUACUGAGGACCAGAGGUCUGGGUCUGGCCAGUGUACUGACACCGCCAUCCAGACCGACCCCUCACCUCACAGGAUGGGGGCGGACACUAGCCACAGCCUGGGGGCCACUACCCUCCUACAGGACUCAGCCAUCCGGGGGGAGGGAGGGGAGGGAGGUAGGGGGAGAGGAGAGUCCCCCAAAACGGCCGUCCUCAUGGCCCUCAGUAGACCCAGCCAGCCCAUCCACCGUUCCCAGAGCCAGGUCACUGUAGCAGAGGUGAAGCAGACGAAGCAGAAGAAACAACAGCAGAAAGGAGGGAAGAAUCCUGAGAGGAGCACCCUACAGCGCUCCAAGACCUUUGUCAACCUGCUGUUCAGGGGUCGCAGGAGAGACACCUCCAAGGGGCGCUCCAAGUCCCCCCCCAAUUCCGAGGCAGGCAGAGAUGGGGAGCGCAGGCGCAGACCCAGUGGGCCGGACCCAGAGAUGCUGGGGGUGGUGGAGGGCAUGGCCCGCAGGCUGCUGAGUGAGGACGACGUGGCCUCUGUCAUGAAGACCUGCCGACGGUACAUAACAGAGCGUGUGGUGGAGAACCUGGUGCACCACCUGCUGGCCGUGCUGGACCGGCCUGAGAAGCUGCUGCUACUGAGAGAGAUCAGAAUGUUGCUGCCUCCAGCUGACCUAGGGCUUUUCAACAAUAUGGUGGUCCCGUUCGAAGUGGAGGCCUAUGAUAUCUUGAAGUACCGUUCUGUCAGAUCCCCACUUCUGCGCUCCCCCCAGUCUGGACGAGCCCCCAGACGACACCUCAUCACCCCCAUCCCAGACUUCCAGGGGGGCUUUGAGCUUCACAGUGCCCAGGAGGUGGAGAGGGAGAGCCAGCUGCUGGAGGAGCUAGAGCGGCUGCGUCUGUCUGGGUCCCAGAGCCCCCGGGAGCAGCCCACCCAUACCUCCAGAGCAUUCCCCCCCCUACUGGAUGUCCCAGUGGAUGGCUACGCCUUCUCAGACUCCCUCCGUCCUCCCUCCGUCAGCCCCCUGCUCCCCAACUGGCUGCUGGCCCACAGCAACACCACCGACCCCCGUUCCCCCCUACGAGGAGACAGUGGUACGGUCCGCUCGGUCCACUUUGAUGAUGUGUCAAUGGACCAGGGAGAUACCAUCUCAGAGCGGGGGAGGUCUCCGUUCAGGAAUGGGACUUCCAAGGGUAAAAAGGAGAAAACUGAUAAAAGGGAGAAAGAAACUGUGUUCACUCUGCAGAGCGCUCCUCGACGCAGCAGGCCCCUGUUGUCCCGGGUGUUUGGCUCUGGCCUGGACGCUGACUUCACAGCAGAGGGGGUGGUAGGGUUGGGAAGGGAGCGGGUGAACGGUCAUCCCAGCUCCUCUGAGAAUGGCCUCAAUGGCAAUGCUCCUGUCAUAGAGUACGAGCUCAAAAUCGUCAGCAUCUCCAAGACUAAGCAGUCACUGGGGAUCAGUAUUUCUGGUGGGAUGGAGUCCAAGGUGCAGCCGGUGGUGAAGAUAGAGAAGAUCUUCCCAGGAGGAGCCGCCUCCACGUGUGAAGUCCUGAAGGCUGGAUUUGAGCUGGUGUCAGUGGAUGGAGUGUCCCUGCAGGGCGUGACUCACCCCCACGCUGUGGAGAUCAUCCGCAGGGCUUUCAGCAACAAGGCCAAAGACCCCAUGGUGUUUAUAGUCAAAGUCCCCAAAAGCCCUUGACUUAAGACUGACUCACUGCACAGAAAAAUUGAGCUUUGGCCUGGAGGCCCAAUACCUAAACCCUAGAAGCAACACAAACAGAGCUGCAGUAUGUUGGAAGAAGGGGAGAAGAGUGAGGAGUGAAAAGUGACGGUCUGAAGGAAUUAUGUGGGUUACUAGGAAACUCCUGUUCCCUCAAUGGUGAACCAGGAGGAUCUGGCCAAUCAAACGAGGGGACUAAGAGACCUGCCGCCACGGGAACCAGCAGCCAGUGAUGUGUGUUCUUACCUAAAGCGUCAAGCCACUCAGAGCCAAUAGUAGGCCAGUUCACACAAUCCUUCACUUUUCAUUAUUUGUUAUAGUGUAUUAAUUUUCACAUCACUUUCACAAAUGAUGCAAAAUAAAUAUACACAUUUAUAUACAGACAUUUCUAUGGACAAUACUUUACUUAAAUCAUUAAAUACACCGGCUAAUGUAUGCAAACUGUAAUCCGAGUGCCUUCCAGGACCCCUGUGAACUGAACUAAUGGUUGUCUGUCUGAGCCAUAGAGAAAAAUAGAGGGCUCAUCUUUGUAUAUGUGCCAUUAAUAGCGUCUGUGACAGCAUGGGCAGCGCCAUUGAGGCAAUCUCCAUUUUGAAGUAGUCCAUUUUUUCUUCUUCACGAUUGGCAGAUCCCUCCUGAUGACCCGGCUGAACAUGACUCCAACAGAGUCACAAGGAGGGAUCAGCCCAUGCUAAUUACAGCCUUUUGGCCACUAGAGGCCUCUAUAAUUCACUAUGGUCUGAGCAGUGUGCAGCGGAGACCAGAAGAUGGCAGGCUUGGAUCAGAUCCACCUGUCAGUUGAUGGUAAUGUUAAAACCAUGUAUAGACACACCGAGCCAAUAACUAUAGUGAUCAUCUUGAUUGGAAAUUCACAUGUUAUUAUCAGGUGUAAACAUGCCCUAAGUUUCUCCAAUUCUUGGUGAAGUGUCUACAGGCCAGACAAUCGGGAUACAGGGGAGUGACAUGUUAGCACAACGUACAUGUAUAAACGGGACUUAACAUAAUAAAAUAAAGAGCAACUGACCAUU
Molecule: messenger RNA, 5628 nt
Organism: Coregonus clupeaformis (lake whitefish)
Lineage: Eukaryota; Metazoa; Chordata; Actinopteri; Salmoniformes; Salmonidae
Product: PDZ domain-containing protein 7-like
Exons: 16
Coding region: 1871-4579 (902 amino acids)
Biological process (GO): auditory receptor cell stereocilium organization; sensory perception of sound
Cellular component (GO): stereocilium tip; plasma membrane; cilium
Molecular function (GO): protein binding
Source: RefSeq, a predicted model, not a curated record